Messenger RNA from Lactuca sativa (garden lettuce), 502 nucleotides. Its product is annotated as small polypeptide DEVIL 4. The record is from RefSeq and is a predicted model, not a curated record. Lineage: Eukaryota; Viridiplantae; Streptophyta; Magnoliopsida; Asterales; Asteraceae. Gene Ontology annotation, biological process: negative regulation of cell population proliferation.
AUAAUAUUUCAACACAUUCUUUGCAGAACAACAGAACAACCAUUCAACCAUCUUUCAUUCUCUCGAAUCACUUUUUUUGGCCUCUAAAGAUCCGUUGUCAGGUUCGAGUGUCAUUUAUUUCAUUCCAGUUUUGUGAUUUCUAAAGAAAAAGAUAGAAAUGAAGAUGAUGGGAAGCUCCAAGAGAAGAAUGUCAAGCAAAGGACUUGGAGGUGUUCUUAAAGAGCAUAAAGCAAGGCUUUACAUUAUCAAACGAUGUGUGGUCAUGCUUCUUUGCUACCAUGAUUGAUUUGCUGUGGUCUAAUCGAGUUCAACUGGAUCUGUAUAUACAAAUUAUAUGGCUUUGAAGAAAGAGCUCAACAAUUUUGUAACACUAUAUGUUGGCCUUUAGUUAAUGUAGCUUUAAAACUAAGUUAGAUUAGUUCUUUUUCCCAAUAUGAUCGUGGGUACUAAUUUUUUUUUAAUCUAUUGACAAUUUAUUUAUGAAAAGAUUAAUUCUCAUCUA